Molecule: messenger RNA, 6078 nt
Organism: Pristis pectinata (smalltooth sawfish)
Lineage: Eukaryota; Metazoa; Chordata; Chondrichthyes; Rhinopristiformes; Pristidae
Gene: nek12
Product: NIMA-related kinase 12
Exons: 4
Coding region: 1689-3224 (511 amino acids)
Biological process (GO): protein phosphorylation
Molecular function (GO): protein kinase activity; ATP binding
Source: RefSeq, a predicted model, not a curated record
CGGGGGCAGACCGGCGGUGCCGCUGCGGGUAGACCCGGAGAGAGCCCGCGUUGGAAAGGAGAGCCUUCUGGGGGAAGCCCGCAAGUGUCGCCACGCUUCUGGCACCAACAUAGCAUGCCCACAACCUCCUAACCUGUACGUCUUUGGAAUGUGGGAGGAAACCGGAGCACCCGGAGGAAACCCACACAGACACGGGGAGAACGUACUAACUCCUUACAGACAGUGGCCGGAUUUGAACCCAGGUUGCUGGUGCUGUCUGCCCUUCCUACCUCAAUGACUUGCAGCUAUGUUAUUUAAUACUACACAGCAUCUCUCCUACCUCUUCCAAGCCCCAUUUCUGUCAUCCCUAAUUGGCAUAAUAUCUGAAAGCUUUCAUGAAGUAUGUUAAUAACAACUGAGGGGCAUUUAGGGAUGGACAAUAAAUGCCACUAUUACCACCAAUGCCCAAGUUCUGAGAUCACUUCCAUAGUCUGAAGCAAGAUAUUGACAUCCUUCCCCCUAUCGAUCUCAUGUACUAAAAUAUAAUAUUAAUAAUCUUCUGAUCACUGCCCCAAGCCUGAAAUACUAAAAUCCUUUCUUGACCAUUUCCCCAAACUGAAACAGGAUAUUGAUAUCCUUUCCUGAGCCAGGAAAGGAUAUCAAGCUGAAUAUUGACAUCUUUCCCUAUGUCAGGCUGAAGAAAGUUAAUGCCAUUCAUAUUUUUCUCCUUCACCAUGUGCAAUUUCAGACCUGUCAUCUUAUCAUCAGUAAGAUUACCUAUUUCUGUCUUAAGAACUUUGCAUGCUUGUGUCCCCAUAGUUGGUUGCUGGAUAGUUGGUGGUGUCAUGAAGCAAUUUGCCAUUUGGUACAUUUUUAUUUGCUUCUGAAAUUAUGAAUAAUCUUGCCUUUGCAUUGAAGUGAGAAGUAUAACAUAGGAGAAAGCAUCUAUUCCCUUGAUCCUCUGUUGCCAUUCAGAAACUAGCAGUUCCAUGCUGUAACUCUAUAUACUUAAAAUGUUUAUACCUUAUGUUUAAUAAAAUCUAUCAACCUUAAUUGAUAAUUGUCCUGGUUAAAAUUGUCAUCUGCUGAAGGGGGUUUCAAACUUUUACUACUCUUUGUGCAUUAAAGUUCCUAGUUCCCUUCCUGAAUGGCUUGGAUCUAAUUUUUAUACUACACAGCACUUUUUCCUCCCCACCAUAUCCAACCCCCAUUUCUAUAAUCCCUAAAUGGCAGAAGUAAUUUGUCUCUUAUCAAUGACGUCAAUUCUACAUAAUGUCUGAAAUCUUUGAUGAGAUAAUUUCUUGAUCUUCUACACUUUGGGGAAUAGUGUUUGAGUGUUAGAAGACAUAAAGGCUGAAACUUGCAUCCCUAUAUCCCUUGGCCAAAAUAAAAUGUAUUGAUCUUUACAGCCUUUUAAUAAAUAUCAUGAACUUGCAUUUAGAGGAUCACAAGUUAUGAUUUAUUACCAAGUAGCACUUCACUAUUGGUAUGUUGCUGAAAUAGUUCUUGUUAUUUAAGUGUCAAGUAAUGUCAAUUGAAAAUCACUUUACUGUAGUUGUAAGCAUAGAUUACCUUUAUUGAGUUUGUCUUUAUGUGUACAUAGAGUGCAAAACUGCAGACCAAUUGUUAAUUAAAAAAUCAUUUUAAAUGUUUUUUCACUGUGGUUAUAUAAACUGGGUAUAAAUUACCUUGAUUUUCAUUUGUUUUUAAUGUGUAAAAUGCAAGCCCCAGAGCUCUCAACAGCAAAUGAACAGAAUAAUAUGGAGAAAUACGAGAAAGUCAUGACAAUAGGGAGAGGCGCAAGUGCAGAGGUCUACUUAAUGAAUAACCUGGAAACCAAAAAGCUGUAUGCUGUCAAAAGAAUAAAGAUUGAUUCAUCACUCAAGACCAGAAGCAAGGAAGCUGUAAUGCAGGAAGCAACCAUUUUGACCAGACUCAAGCACCCCCAUGUUGUCACUUGUCAUGAGUACUUCAUAGACCCAGGAGAAGAGUAUCUCUUCAUUGUCCAAGAUUAUUGUGAUGGAGGUACUUUGGAUGACUUGAUACAGUCUAAAAAAGAGAAGGGAUCCUUUGCUGAGAAGGAUAUUAUGCAGUGGUUUGUUCAGUUAGUUAUGGCUAUUCAGUAUAUUCAUUCCCUGAAGAUUCUCCAUCGAGAUAUUAAAACAUCCAAUAUUUUUCUUACAAAGAAGGGCACAGUUAAGCUGGGUGAUUUUGGAAUUUCGAAAGUAAUGACCAACACUUUGGACAUGGCAAAUACCUGUGUUGGCACACCGUGCUAUUUAAGCCCUGAGCUCUGUCAAGACAUUCCCUACAGCUCUAAGUCUGAUAUCUGGGCACUUGGUUGCCUUUUAUUUGAACUCUGUGCUUUGAAACCUGCCUUUCAUGCAAAGAACCUCUUAAGCUUGUUUUAUAAAAUUGUUAAGGGAGAAUAUGCCUGCGUACCCAAGAACUACUCUGAAAAUCUGCAUGACUUGAUCAAAAAUCUUCUCUGCAAGUGUCCUGAAGAGAGACCUAGUGCCAGCACUAUCCUCAAAUCAUCCUAUGUCCAGGAACACCUCAAGCUGUUCAUUAGAGAUCAGGAAUCUCAGCUUACAAAAUAUAAUUCUGCGAAGUAUGCACCGUCAGGCAAGACGGAUGGUAAUGAGAUCACUGAUCACCUCUGCCAGUCUUUGGAUUCUAGUGAAGAAGGUAUGUGUGUACCACAUUGUCAAAAUGCUGAAAAUGUAGAGGUGAUGUCCUCGGAGGUGUGCGACAAUAUCGGACCCUGUGCUGAAGAAGAUAAUUACUCUGAUGACUUUGAUCAGGAUAGUUUGUCCUCUUCAGGGGAACAUGCAGAGGAUGAAAUGUCAGUACCAGCUUCAAGCGCUGAAACCUCUGAAGUUGCAGAAGCCACUGAUGAAGUGGACUUUACAGAGUACCCAGAUGACUUUGAGGAGGAAGAAGAUGAUGUGGCAGAAAUAGUAUGUAAUGCUCGCUCUGCUAUGGAAGUUGAAGCUAACAAUGAUUCGUUUCUAGAGGAAAGAGGUGGCCAAGAAGAAAUUGCUGUCAACUUGUCCAGUACCAUUAAGUCUUUGAAAGAGAAAUGUAUAGAUGAUGUUGGUCAGACCCUUUUCCAUGAAAUUGCUUCUCAGUUUCUCAAAGGUUUGACUCCUGAUGACCUUCAACCUCAGUUUGAGCAUCGGUUGGGCCCAGAUCACUUGGAGACAUGCUACAUUAUCUUCAACAUGAAUCAAGAAGAUGCUUGAUUCAGUAUGCAGCUGCAACUCAAAUGUUGCUGAUUUUUGUUUCUGCAAAAUAAGAGUGCUAAUUGGAAUUGAUUCAUGCGAGUCUAACUGACUAAUCAGAUUCUACUGUACACAUUGUUAUUAGGUUUCUGGGAUACCUGUCACAAUCUUUUAUCCCAUGAGAUAUUAGUGCUAUAGCAUCUCUAUUCCUUGAGCAGAAGUAUCUGAGGCUUACUAUCUUAUGGUUAGUUGAUUACCAUGUGGCUAAUAAUGCUGUGAACUUUCUAAAUUUAAGAGAUAUACUAAACUUCAGUACUUUCCCAAUUCCUUUCCUGUUGUCUCCAAGUACUUUUCCAAAAGUUGGUUUGAUGUUAUUUUGUUUUUGCUUAAUUGUACAUACUUCUCCUAAAUGUUGACAAAUAAUGUGUACCUAAAUCUUUGCCUACAGCACCACAAAUUUGGCAUAGUAGGAAACCUAAGGAUGUUUUGCCAAUUUCACUUUCCCUCUCUCAUUGAGAAAAUUACAGUUGAUAUGUCUCAGAUUUGACUGCAAACUUACUCUGCAGGCAUUGUAAGACAAUGAAAACAGAAUACUAGAUUCAUUUGAAAAGUAAGUAGAUGGUGUAAUGAGAAGCAGAUGAUGUUCCAGGAAAAUGAGAUCAAAUGGCCUGAAGGCUUUCUAUAUUCUAAUUUAUUUAAAUUAUAGACAGGGAAAUAUAUUUUUAUUUACACCCUAUUUUUAUAGGAAAACGUUUUACUAGAUAUUUCUGUAUCCAUUAUGUAAUAAAAUAUACAUUUUUCAAAGUGCAUGGUUCGUGGUAGGAAUGCUUCCCAAAUAGGUUCCUAAUAUAUCACGAGAAUUCCGUUUAGAAUAUCCUGAUGGCAGCUUUAGAGUUAUCCCAUCAGUGAAUCAUGAAACAGACUGGGAAACUGAUUUCCAGUUUGUGUGUUUUCUUACAAAUAGGCAGGGAGAGGUGAGGAGUGGCAGUGUGAAGAAGGGUGAUCUGUAAUUGGAAUCACUACAGCAACCAAGAAGGUUUGAAGACUUCGUAUCCAUGCUUUUUUUAAAUAAAGUUAAAUAAGUAUCUAUUAAGAGUAUUUUAAAUAUAUUUUAAAUAAAGAGUUGAAAUGUCUUAAACUGCCCUGCCCUUUCCCUGCACUUUUUAUUUUAGUUUAUAACAGUGCAGAGGAUUGAUACAUCCUUGAUAUCUGGAAUUUCGUUGCAAAUCCAACACAUACUGCUGGCACAAAACUCUUUCAUUACUUUGUAUGUCCCAACUUUAAACAGAGACAUUCUAGUAUUGUGAGAUUGCUGCUUCAUUGGGCUUUAGCUCCUCUCCUAGAAAUCUUAAUGAGCAAAUAUUUUCAACACUUGGUGAAAAAUCUCAAAAACAGAUGAUAGUAUAUUUUUCAAAGCCCAGUUUCAAUAAUUAAAAAAAACAUUUUGGAAACCUGCAUUUUUGGUAGCAAUUGAUUUUUUGAAUUUAUUAAUUCACAGGACAUGGACAUCAUUACCAAUGUCGGCACUUUUUUUUUGUCCAUCCCGAAUUGCUCUUAAGGAGAUAGUUAAUCUUAUUGGUGGGUCUGGAGUUGCAUAUAGGCCAGAUUGGGUAAGGAUGGCAGAUUUUUUUCCUGAAAGACACUAGUGAAACUGAUUGUUUUUUUUAAACAACACUGUAGUUUUAUGUCACUAUUACCGAGACUAGUUUUUUUUAAAUUCCAGGUUUAUUUAUUAACUUGGAUUUAAAUUUCCCAGCUGACAAGGUGACUAUGAAUGGGUGAAUUAAGAUUAUAUUAUACUUCUUCUUAAGUAGUCACCCAGGAUCAGAUUGACUUGCUUCCAUUCCAGUUUUGGGAGUUCCAAGGUGGUUAAUGAGGCCAAUGUGGGAAGCGCAGACCCUUCCACAGAGGGGAAGGAAGUCGUUAAGGCAGAGUUUCUUGUGCUUCUGAUGCCUGGUCUUAUGAUUCUCAAAACCUCCCCAAAUACUCCUUUUCUACUUUGAGCAGUCAUGGCCAGAGUGUCCAAGAAAUCAGUGAAGAUAUUGCAAUUUUACAAUGAAGCUUUGAGAACAUACUUAAAUUUUUUUUUCUCCGUCUGCCUGGUAAUCUCCUCCCACAACAGAGCUCAGAAUAGAAUGUCUGUUUUGAUAGUCUAGUAUUGGGUAUGUGAACGACAUUGCCUUCCCAAUGUAGCCAACUGAAAGUAACUAGAGCCUUAGUGCUGGGGAUGUUGACCUGGGAGAGAACACUGACAUUGGUUCACCUAUCCUUCCAAUUAAUUUGGAGAGUUUUGCAGAGACAGCACUGGUUGUAUUUUUCCAGUGCCUGCUGGAGGUAGAAGAAAAUAGGUAGGUAGAAGCAGGGGUGACUGCUGCCCAGUGGACCUUGAGUUUUAUGACAGUUCUGAGGUUUUGACCUUCAAUCUCCCUUUCCUCAAUUAAUUAAAGAGUACUGCAUUAAAGCUGGUAGUGAGUUUCAUCAUCGAUGUUUGCCGCUGCCAAGAGGUAGCUCCGAAGAUGGGGGAAGGGUCCAUGUUUUUCUGGGGCUUGUCAUGAACCUUUAUUGUCGGAGUUCAGUGUGAUGCAGCAGGGCAGGUUUGUAGAAGACUUUGUUCUUGCAGAUGAAUAGUGUAAGCCCAUUCUCUUGUAUUCUUUGAUGAAUAGUCUCCAGAUUCUAAAAGUGGGAGUUAUGUUAAAAAGGAAAAUGCAAUAUUCCAAUGGAAUGGGCUUUAGAUUAAAAGGUUUUUGUCUUGGUGGGUCAGGAAGCACCAUUUUAAAAAACAGUGGUCUGAUUUCUUCCAAUUGCUUUGUGUAGUUUCACCAUAACUUAAUGGUGAGUUAUUUCCUUUGGUAAAUUAGAAAUAUGUUUCUUUUGA